AUGUUCUUCUUCGGCCUAGGGAAACUGUUCUACGUCGUCAUCCUCUUCAUCAACUCCCUCGCCAUCCUCUCCGAAGACCGCUUCCUCGCCAGAAGUACGUCCACACAGCUCCCGGAGAACCUCAACCUCCAGAACCUUCCCCCCUUUGGAACUCCUCAGCUAACCAAGCUCCCUCCCUCCCAAACAGUCGGCUGGGGCCGCAUGCAAGCCGACGCAGCCUUCGGCGCAACCUACGACAACACCAGCGUCAAGGCCAAAACCAUCAAUCUGAUCGCCAGUGUCCGGACCGUCAUGCGAAGUACGUUCUUUUUCCUCCCUAUGCCCUAUCCCACCGAGACCUCAAGCCAUAUACUCCGAGCUUUCCCCCUCCCCCCAGACACCCUCGCGCAAAACCACUCAUCUCCCGCACUACACCGCGAGUCCAGAAACCAACUAACCUCCAAAUUCCCCCUGCCUCCGACGGAGGGUAGGGGGAUCGGUAUACAGUACCCUUAA
Messenger RNA from Aspergillus japonicus CBS 114.51, 495 nucleotides. RefSeq names its product YOS1 family protein. Bases 1 to 495 code for a protein of 164 amino acids. The transcript is spliced from 2 exons. The record is from RefSeq and is a predicted model, not a curated record. Gene Ontology annotation, biological process: endoplasmic reticulum to Golgi vesicle-mediated transport. NCBI's taxonomy places the organism in Eukaryota, Fungi, Ascomycota, Eurotiomycetes, Eurotiales, Aspergillaceae. Gene Ontology annotation, cellular component: endoplasmic reticulum membrane; Golgi membrane; COPII-coated ER to Golgi transport vesicle.